Molecule: messenger RNA, 1091 nt
Organism: Lingula anatina
Lineage: Eukaryota; Metazoa; Brachiopoda; Lingulata; Lingulida; Lingulidae
Molecular function (GO): zinc ion binding
Source: RefSeq, a predicted model, not a curated record
AUGCAGAGGACCCCUGACGACUAUGGACAGGUCAUACGACAGCAAAAACCACCUUCAAAAGAUGACAUUUUAAAGUUGAGGGCGAGCCUUUUUAAUGCCACACAUCACAUAGGACAAUAUUGUCCUGCAGUACAUCUUUUGGGAGCAAAUCUCCAUAAUGCAAAUAAAAUUCCAGAUUCUAUUCUCUUUGAUACACACCUAGAAAAUGACAAUUCAAUUUUAUUUGACAAUGAAGUUACUGUCACUGCAGUACCAUUACCAAUUUUUGACCAUCCUCAUAAUUGUGAUUAUGAUGCAGAUGCAUGCAUUAACGAUCAAGUUGAAAAUUUUGUAAAAUCAAUAAAAUUUAGUGAAAAUGAAAUUCAUCAGAUUGAGGAAUCCACAAGAGGCCAGAGAGAGAACCCUGAGUGGCACCAGCAAAGAAGGGGUGCAGUUACAGCCUCAAGGAUGGGGUCCAUUCUUCGCACAUUUGAAAAGCAGAAACCCCCAUGCAAAUCGGUCAUUACUGCCAUCAUGGGGAGAGAAUGCUCUGAAGACAAUAUCCCUUAUACUACAGUACCAUCACUUAAGUGGGGGAUUAGUAAUGAAAAGAAGGCAAGAGAUCAGUACCUUAGACAACAGAAGAAGCAACACACAAACUUGUCAAUUAAUGAGAAAGGCCUAGUUGUUGCUGAAGACUAUCCAUAUAUAAGAGGCAGUCCAGAUGGAAUAAUAACAUGUAGCUGCCAUUCUGAGAGAGUGUUAGAAAUUAAGUGUCCAUAUUCAUGCAGGAAUAUGAUGGUGAAAGAUGCCAUAAAAUGUGGUAAGAUAAGGUAUCUGGAUGGCAAUUUUAUGCUAAAACCAUUCUCAACAGAGGGCUAUUAUGAACAAGUUCAGGCAUUGAUGUAUAUUCUAAAAUUGAAUAAAUGUGAAUUUGUAAUUUGGACAAAUGUUGACAUGAUGGUGAUUGAGGUUGGGUAUAAUGCUGAAUUUUGCCAAAAAAAAUUAUUACCUGGUUGUGUAAGCUUUUUUAAGCAAUAUAUAGUGCCGAAUAUUUUAAGCUGGAACAAUAAGAACAAAAUGCCCAAGAUGUGUUAGGGAAUGAAAAUGAU